AUGAGGCUCUCCAAAGAUGGCUCAAUCUACUUCGCCUUCUUGCCAGCAAUGCGCACCACCAUCAUUGACCCGCGGGGCUUGCCCGACAACUUCGACGCUGCCCUGGAUGACCUGGCAAGGAUGUACUUCAAGAACCACGAGGCUCAAGCGACGACGUGGGACGAUCCACGUUCUGGACAGCAAGAGGUGACGCUCACAAAGUGGCGACAGGCCCAAUCCACUCGAUGGUGGAAGGAGCAGGUCUGGAGAGAGAUCGAGGAGAUGAACAGGCGGAAAGAAUUGGACGACAAGUCCGAGCUCGAAUCCGAGGCCAUUCUGGAGCGAGGCACGCCCUGA
Effrenium voratum is the source of this 336-nucleotide messenger RNA. The record is from the annotation of a GenBank genome assembly. Lineage: Eukaryota; Dinophyceae; Suessiales; Symbiodiniaceae.